Molecule: messenger RNA, 1643 nt
Organism: Blastomyces dermatitidis ER-3
Lineage: Eukaryota; Fungi; Ascomycota; Eurotiomycetes; Onygenales; Ajellomycetaceae
Product: cytochrome-b5 reductase
Exons: 3
Coding region: 346-762 (138 amino acids)
Biological process (GO): sterol biosynthetic process
Cellular component (GO): endoplasmic reticulum membrane; intracellular membrane-bounded organelle
Molecular function (GO): heme binding
Source: RefSeq, a predicted model, not a curated record
UAUUAUUUGAUUAUUAUUAUUAUUUCAAAUUAUCGUGGAUUAAGUUAGUUAUUAUUAUUAUUUCAUUGUUCUAUUAUUAUUCUUAUUCAUCAUCUCGAUUUAAGUUGCCCUAUUUAUUAUUAACUUAAAUAUUUAUCCUUUUACUUUUUUUCUGCUGCGGCUGACAGGUUGACCCUCUCUCUCUUCUUAUACUUCCACCGCACCGCCUAAAUAAAUAUUUAUCACCAACCAACCAACCAUCUAUCUUCUCUUCAACUUCAUCCUCUCAACUUCAAACCUCCUCUCGCCGUCGCCCCCCUCGCUCCCAUUGACCAACGUAUACACCUCCACCUCCAAUCGCCCGCCAUGUCUGACACCAAGGAAUUGACCUUCACCGAGCUCGCCGAGCACAACACCAAGAAGGACCUCUAUGUCACCAUCCAUGACAAAAUCUACAACGUCUCCAGUUUCGUCGAUGAGCAUCCAGGCGGCGAAGAAGUCCUCCUCGACGUCGGCGGCCAAGAUGCCACCGAAGCCUUCGAAGACGUUGGCCACAGCGACGAGGCCCGUGAAAUCCUCGAGGGCCUCCUCAUCGGGAAACUGAAGAGAAUACCCGGCGACCCAGCCCCAAAAGCCCAAUACCCCCCCGCCUCCUCCUCCACCAGCGGCACCCAAGCCAGCAGCGGCCUCGGUGUCGGUCUGUACGCCAUCCUGAUCCUCCUGGGCGCCAUUGGAUACGGCACCUAUCAAUACCUGCUAGAGAACGGGACUAUUAAGGCAUAGAUUUUCAUAUUGAUAUAAUUUAAUUUGAUUUGAGUUUGUUGAGUUGGUUUUCGGGUUUCUUCUUUUUUUUUUUUUUUUUCUUUGUAUGAGUGUAUGUGUGUGUGUUGAGUGUGUGAGUGUGUGUGUUGAUUUAUUGAUUCACUGUUUUUUGCUGGGGGUUUUUACUUCUCAACAUAUAUUUUGCGUGCGCGCGAUCGUUUUUAUUUAGUGUUUUGUUUUCAGAUAUUAUUUUUUUUUUUUUGAUUUUUAUCAUAUCUUUUUUUUUUCUUUUUUCCUAAGAGGGGGAGAAAAUUAUAAAUGAGUGCAUGUACUUUUCCUUUUAGAGAGCUUCUUUCUUUUGUUCCGCUUUUCUCUUUCUGAAGUGCAUUGGCAUGUAGGGAGGAGGGAGACGGGGUUGAGUUGAAGAAGGAAGAAUAAAUGACAUACAGACAAGAAAGAAGGAAAGAAACGAAGGCGAAAAGAAGAAGAAGAAAGAAAACAAAAGAAAGAAUUCAAACCAUGAAAGCCAUCCUCAUCUACAGUUUCGUUCCUAUCGAAUGUUCUUCUGAUACAUAGUUAGUUAGCUAUAUCUUUUGCCUUCUCUCCUCUCCUCUCUUUUUCUAGUCUUUAUACUCCAUCCCCAAAUUUACCCCUACGCUCUUUUUCUCUUUUAUCCGAUCUGUUGGGGAGUCGGAGUCCUAUAGAACCGCAUACUAUCUAUCUAUCUACCCAGUCUUCUUUCUUGCUUUUAUAUUUAUUUCUCUUGCCUUUUCGCUGUGGUACGUGCAUAUAUAUAAUAUUAGAUAUUUAGAUACAUUCUCCGUUCAAGUCAUUGAACUAUUUAAGCUGAUGAGCAUUAUCCGAUUCAAUCAAUAAUCAAUAAUCAGUCAAUCAAUCAAUCA